Molecule: messenger RNA, 1071 nt
Organism: Scutellospora calospora
Lineage: Eukaryota; Fungi; Glomeromycota; Glomeromycetes; Diversisporales; Gigasporaceae
Source: the annotation of a GenBank genome assembly
AUGCUCAAAAUUGAUCUUAUUAAAGUUUUUGAAGCGUUUUUUACUCAAAUUACCGAUAUAGCAAAUAUCUAUGAUAAACUUUGGGUCAUCCAUAACAAUAAAGUUUAUGACCUGACAGAAUUUGCCCUCGACCACCCAGGUGGUGCUGAAGUACUUUUGGAAUGGGGAGGACGAGAUGUUUCGAAAAUUAUGACCAGCCCCACUUUACACGAACAUACUCAGAGCGCAUAUGAAUUAUUGGCGGAUUUAUGUAUUGGUGAAAUAGUUGACAAUACUGUUACCUCACAAGUUAAGGAUGUAGAUUCUAUAUUCGAUGAACGAACAGUUGAUAAAUUUCAUCCCGAAACAACAGAUAUAAAGUCCGACCUUAAUGAAAAAUUCUUAAAUCUUAAUAAGCCGUUAUUUGCUCAAAUGUUCAAUUGCAAUUUCAGCAAAGAAUUCUAUCUUAAACAAAUUCAUCAACCACGUCAUCUCCCUUAUUCAGCUAAAUUAUUUGCGAAUCCAAUGUUAGAAUUGUUAACAAAAACACCUUGGUAUGCUAUUCCUAUUCUUUGGAUUCCAGCAAUUUCGUAUUAUAUAUAUAUGGCGUCAGGAAGUUUAAGUUCGCGAACCAUUAUCGUAUUAUUCCUCUUCGGUAUUGGAAUUUGGACUUUAUUAGAAUAUACACUUCAUAGAUUUUUAUUUCAUAUUGACACUCUUCUACCCGAUCAUCCUUACGCACUUUCUGUGCAUUUUGCUCUACAUGGUAUUCAUCAUUACUUACCAAUGGAUAGACUUCGUCUUGUAAUGCCACCUAUUCUCGGUUUUUGCAUCGCUUACCCAAUCAUUCAACUUGGAUAUAUGAUUUUUCCCGAAAAUAUUGCAUGUGGUUUGAUUUCUGGUGCAAUAUUUGGUUAUGUAUGUUAUGAUAUGACUCAUUAUCAUCUUCAUCAUGCGCGUCCAUUUACUCAACACCUUAGGGAGAUGAAAUCAUAUCAUUUAGCUCAUCAUUAUAAAAAUUAUGAAGUUGGAUAUGGAAUUACAAGUAAAUUCUGGGAUUCAGUAUUUGAUACAGUUUUAUAUAAAGAUUGA